AUGAUGAUCAAACUGGAAAAGCUGGAAAUUGAGUCUUAUGGAGAAUUGAAAAAGGCUAAAUGUGGAUAUGCACUGGAAAAUCAUCAAGGAAAUAUAGAGCGCGACUUCUUUGAAGAGUUUUCCAAAAUGGGGAGAGGCACCAAAAGUAAGGGGAGGUCUUUCCUCAUGUCGAAAUAG
Molecule: messenger RNA, 177 nt
Organism: Plasmodium inui San Antonio 1
Lineage: Eukaryota; Apicomplexa; Aconoidasida; Haemosporida; Plasmodiidae
Exons: 2
Coding region: 1-177 (58 amino acids)
Source: RefSeq, a predicted model, not a curated record